Molecule: messenger RNA, 1984 nt
Organism: Suricata suricatta (meerkat)
Lineage: Eukaryota; Metazoa; Chordata; Mammalia; Carnivora; Herpestidae
Exons: 3
Coding region: 1-1080 (359 amino acids)
Source: RefSeq, a predicted model, not a curated record
AUGACCCACAGGAAGCUGCCACAUCGUGACGCCCUGCAGUCGUGGGUCUCGUCAUGGCUGCAGCUAGAACCCCGGGAGCUUCAAGUGCCUGGCCGAGUGUCGCAGGAGCCCGUGGGUCCGGGUCACCGCAGGGGCGUCUGGCCUCCCCUGGGGGACUUCUCUGGGCGGCGGGCAGCUGCAUUUGCAAAGCUGCUUGGCUUCCACCCGCGGAGGUGUGGACCCUCUUCCCUGACCUUUCACAUCACGAAGCUGGGCAGGCUCCGCAGCCGCUCCUCCCCCAGGCUGUGCGGGCGAGCCGGGAGGCCAGUCCCGACAGUGACGGUGCUGUUUGCGGAGGCCUCACCGGGAGCUGGGAGCCUCGCCCACCCCGACCUCCUGAGCCAGGACGUGGCGGUAGACGAAUGUCCACUGACGCCUGAGAAGCGCUGUGACCCAUCGGGAGAGACGGGCGGCCGCUCACAUGAUGCCGCGCGGCCUCGUUUGAACCCCAACUUGGACAGACAACCUUUGAAGAGACAUUUUCUGGAGAAAUCGGGCAAAUUUGUCUCUGGGCAGGCAUCAGACGCCGCGGCCGGCCAUGUGUGCAGAAGCGCCCUGGAGGGUCUGGGGGAAGUAACACACUGUCUAAGGUUUGCUUUAAGACUCUCCAGAAAGCUCAGCCAAAACUCAGACAACCUGACCAAAGAGAGGAGGGCCCGGGUGGGUGGCUCCGGGGCCGAUGGCGGGAGCAAGGCUGGAGAAUUUCCGUCGUUGGAGAUCUUGUUGAACUCUGAGUGCGUGUCCCGGGCAGGCUCUGCCACCCCGUCCUUGCUGAGCGUGCCUGCAUCAGCGGUCACUGCCACGGUGAGUCCCCCAGGCUCUGGCCGCAGGAGGUCACUGUCUCCUUGCUCACACCCGGAGCACAGCGGGGCGCGCAAUUCCUCCCUCGGGCAGGAAAGUGGGCGUCCAGCUACCACCUGGGACCGACGGGCCCCCACCCAGACCUUCUGCCGAGCUCGCCCCCCAGCCGACCCCCUCCUCACCUCUGCCUCACCUGCACUACGCGGCUUUGGCGAAGCUCCGUGUGGAGCCUCAGUCUGACCACUGGGUGUCGCUGUUUCCCACGGGGCCGGAGCGAGGUGUUCUCACGGGCUCCUUCGGUUCCCUGUGGCUCCCUGGGCUAGGUGGGGUCCCAGCGCAGGCUUCUGGAGUGGGAUGACCUCUGACCCCAGACAUACCCACCGAGAGGCCUGGCCUCCUCGGGCUCCCUGCUGAAAUGUAGACUCCCACCCCCUCACCCCUACUCCCCAUUCUUCCUGGACCGGAAAGUCUGGGCAUUCUGGUACUCACGUCUGGGACCCUCUGCCCUCCAGCUACAGAAGGUGGCCCAGGAAGGGCCACCUCUCUUCUGCCUUUCGCUGCUGUGAUUUGUGACUACUGUGGGUAAAGUCCGCGAUUCCGUCGGGCUCCCAAGAUACACCCUUCCUGUCCACAUUGUGCCACGGGCCUGGCCCACUCUGCGCCCCGCCUUCGCCCCGCCUUCGCCCCGCCUUCGCCCCGCCUUCGCCCCGCCUUCGCGGCCCCGGGUAACCUUUUUCCCUGUCAGCUCUUGUCCCAGGCUGCUACUGCCAGGAAGUCUCCCGUCCUGCCCCCUCCCGCUGGGAAUGAGCCUGCUGCUGGUGGGUGCUUCCCUGAGGCCACAGCUCCCAGCGCCACGGCCACCGGGGCCUCCCCAGGCCGCGCCCGGGGGCAGUGCGGCCACCACCCUCCAGCGUCUUGCUCCUAAUUGUUGGUUCCCAUAGGCUGACACAGAGCAGGCACCUGGAUGGUGCUAAAUAAACAGAACUGUGAACUGAUGAAGAAAUUCGAGAACCUCUCCCAGAAUGUUUCCGGAAGAAAUGACGCAGACAUUUGUCGCGUGGAAGACAGAAGUGUGGGUCUGCUCACGGAGAGGUGGGCGCGAAAGGAAAGCAUUCGAUUUCCUGAGUUUUAAAGAGUCAGUUGU